AUGCUUGUGAUUCCCGAGGAAUCGAUUGAUGUGAACACGCCGAUCACGUCGCACAAAGUGGCGGCAAUUCAAAAUUAUCGAACUAAACCAAAUAUUACUUAUCAAACCGUGUGCGGUGUGAACGGUCCGCUAGUGAUUUUGAGCGAUGUCAAAUUUCCGAUGUACUACGAGAUCGUGCGAAUCCGAUUGCCGGACGGAACGAAACGCGUCGGGCAGGUGCUCGAGAUUCGCAAAAACAAAUCGGUCGUGCAAGUGUUCGAAGGCACGUCGGGAAUCGACGCCAAGUACACGACGGUGGAAUUCACCGGCGACAUUCUGAGAACGCCUGUCAGCACCGAUAUGCUCGGCCGAAUUUUUAAUGGCUCGGGAAGGCCGAUCGAUAAAGGUCCGCCGGUGAUUGCUGAGGAUAAUCUCGACAUCAACGGUCAGGCGAUUAAUCCAUGGAAUCGCAUUUAUCCGGAAGAGAUGAUCCAGACGGGAAUCUCGGCGAUUGACGUGAUGAACUCGAUAGCUCGCGGGCAGAAGAUUCCGAUUUUCUCGGCGGCCGGCCUGCCGCACAACGACAUUGCCGCUCAGAUUGUCCGACAAGGCGGUCUCGUCCAGUUGCCGGGAAAGCAGACGGAGCACUCGAGUUUCGCGAUUGUGUUCGCCGCGAUGGGCGUCAACAUGGAAACGGCGCGAUUCUUCAAGCAGGACUUUGAGGAGCACGGCUCGAUGGAGAACGUGUGUCUCUUUCUGAAUCUCGCCAAUGAUCCGACAAUCGAGCGGAUCAUCACGCCAAAGAUUGCGCUCACCGCCGCCGAAUUUUUCGCCUACCAUUGCAACAAACACGUGCUUGUCGUUCUCACCGACAUGUCCUCAUACGCGGAAGCGCUGAGAGAGAUAUCGGCGGCUCGCGAGGAGGUGCCGGGACGUCGCGGAUUUCCGGGCUACAUGUACACGGAUCUGGCGACGAUUUACGAGCGCGCCGGACGCGUGAAAGGCCGCGAGGGGAGUAUUACGCAAAUUCCGAUACUGACAAUGCCCAAUGAUGAUAUUACGCAUCCGAUUCCAGAUCUUACUGGUUAUAUUACAGAAGGCCAAAUAUAUGUCGAUCGCCAACUCCACAAUCGUCUCAUUUAUCCGCCAAUCAACGUUCUUCCAUCAUUGUCGCGUCUCAUGAAAUCGGCGAUCGGCGACGGAAUGACGCGCGAUGAUCAUUCGGAUGUCUCGAAUCAGCUUUACGCGUGCUACGCGGUCGGCAAAGAAGUGCAGGCGAUGAAGGCGGUCGUCGGCGAGGAGGCGCUGUCGGCCGAUGAUCAUCUCUAUUUGGAGUUUCUUCACAAAUUUGAGAAGCAAUUUAUAAAUCAAGGACACUAUGAGAAUCGCACGAUUGUGGAUUCGUUGAACAUUGGAUGGGAAUUGCUGCGAAUUUUCCCGCGCGAGAUGCUCAAACGAAUUCCGCAGGCGAUUUACGACAAGUAUUAUAUUCGCAAGAAGACCUGA
Molecule: messenger RNA, 1485 nt
Organism: Caenorhabditis bovis
Lineage: Eukaryota; Metazoa; Nematoda; Chromadorea; Rhabditida; Rhabditidae
Source: the annotation of a GenBank genome assembly